AUGAACGAUGCUUCAGCAUCAAUAAAAAUGACCCACCAGCGAAUUGAAUUCUAUCGACAUAUUCAAUUCAACCUUGAAGCAAUUCAUCGAGAUAUGUUCGUGGAACAGGUACAUAUUGCAGCGAUUGCUUAUUUAUGUUUACAAAUUCCACGUUGGUAUGCCUUAGGCGUCUUAACUGGUCUUUGUUCAUUAAUUCCUAUUCUUGGAACGGCAAUUGUGUGGAUUCCAAUAACAGUUGGACUUUUUAUCCAACAAGCUCAUAUUAAAGCAGUAAUAAUGAUUGUUGUUGGAGUUUUGGCAAUUGGUUCAAUUGAUAAUUUACUUCGGCCAGUGUUUUCCAAAUUGGGUUCACUACAAAUGUCAACGUUAUUAUUGUUGUUAACAAUUUUCGGUGGAUUAGAAUUAUUAGGACCAUGGGGAGCAUUACUUGGUCCAUUGAUUGUUCGGUUAGCAACAGAAGGGGUGAUUUUGGUUCGUGAAGAUGAAGAUGAACAAACAAACACGACAUCAACACACAUGUAA
Adineta ricciae is the source of this 522-nucleotide messenger RNA. NCBI's taxonomy places the organism in Eukaryota, Metazoa, Rotifera, Eurotatoria, Adinetida, Adinetidae. The record is from the annotation of a GenBank genome assembly.